GUUCCUGCACAGCAUUUCGAUGCGGCUCUGCUGUCGAUGGUCCUGCGGGCGCUCCGCAGCAAAGAUCAACGGCGGUCCAUGCUCCGACGCGCAGCAAAGAGCGUCCGCCCAGGCGGCUUGGUGGUGGUCGUAGAGCGGACGCCGCUGGAGAGCAUGACCGAUACCCGCUUUGAGGACGGUUUCUGGACAAAGAUCCGGCUGCGUCCGGGACGGCUGCUGAAAAGCCUACGGGGCACGCAG
This is a messenger RNA of Symbiodinium sp. CCMP2456, 240 nucleotides long. NCBI's taxonomy places the organism in Eukaryota, Dinophyceae, Suessiales, Symbiodiniaceae. The record is from the annotation of a GenBank genome assembly.